CCGUAGGCUCAGCAUUACGAUUUACGCCACACCUCCCUCUAGAUUUUGUUAGGAUGCUUCCUUCACGGCCACCUCCGCCACGGCGCCACCUCCACCGUCGAAAGUUACUUUCUCGGCAGUUUGGCUCCCCGCACUGUGGACAGCGGUUCUGCAAUCGCCGACGGUUACUCGACGGUUUCUUCCCAAAGAUUUCAAAUUUCUUUCGUCAACAGUUAGUUACUGCUCCCGCCAGUCCACUGCUUCAAGUAAGCGAACCAUUAUAAUGUCACGACCAGAAUUCCCACCGAAUAUCAAAGAGGAAGAGAUAUGCCACUCCAAUCCAUUCUCUUCUUCCUUCCGGUGCUUCAAUUGCUCUCCGCACAACCAUACCCGGCUUUCCCAGGGCAGGGAAGUUGGACAGCAAGAACAGCCCCAAGGCGGCUCUCGAAACCUCUAAUCGGAGACGACGGAACGAUCUAUACCUGUUCCCAGAGGUUCCUCUUGGCAUUCCAGAGCAAUGGGUCACUCGCCUGGACUUUACAUUUGGCUUACGAAUGCAAUCUCCGCAUGGCCCCUGUCCAUGGCGGACCAGGACUGGCAAGCCCUAAUUUUACUCCUUUUAUGUUCUUGGUUGCAGAUGAUAGAGUUCUCAAGAUCAAUGUCAAGCACAUUGGGACUUCUGUGCCCGCCGAGGAAGUCUUCUUUGGGCAGAAGGGUGGGGGUGAGAUCAUCGGCGUUGCAGUCAGCACGCUGAGUUCCACCGUGUUCAUCAAUGUCGAGAACCGAGGUUUGUUUGCCUGCGACAUGAAUGGGAAGCUGGUGUGGAGUGCUGGACCGCUGCUUUCUCAGUCCGGCUACCGUUUGGGAUGCAGGCGUGGAAUCAAGGACUGUUAUUUUGCUUCAGUACCUGUGAUUGACCAAUGUGAAGCUAGCUUGUUUAUUUCAAAUACUAAAGGGGAAGUUUAUUCCUUGUCUCUUCGCGAUCCACGCUUCAACUGGGUCCAGGAUCUUAGCUUCCUCGAUACAGUUUUCACCAUCACGCCUGGCAACAAUGGACGUUUGUAUGUCACUGUACCUGCCAAGGCGCUUGUUUUGGCUCUGGAUGUUUACAUGGGCAGUAUCCUUUGGAAGCAAGGCAUUGGACCUCUGCCUACUGAAGAUACUACACCUGUUGUAGAUUCAAAUGGAUGGAUAUCGCUUGGUUCGCUGGAUGGAUUCCUGUACUCAAUCUCACCAGCUGGUGUCGUGAAGAAAUUCAUGAAGGCAUCCAAAUCUAGUUCAGUUAUACAAGUCAGCCCAGUUGUUGAUUGCUCUGGGUAUGGAGUUUACAUAUCUCAGACGCAUAUGGAGGGGAAAGUUGAUCGUGUAAUUGGUGAAUACAAUUAUGUAUCAGCAAUAAGGCCUACUGGUGUGACCUUCACCCUGUUGGUUCCUGCAACUGGGACUGUAUAUUGGUCAGAAAGCUAUCCUGGUAGGCAUCGAUCUUUUAAAAAAAAUAUUUCUGCUGUUAACGUGCAUUUGAUCUUCCCAUGGUUGCUUUUCCUAGAGUUCUAGGGUCCUUCUCACCUUGUUGAGUUUCAGGAGAGUUACCAACUCCAUUUUCCCAAAGCGAUCUGAAUCGUUUUGUAGUUGAUGAGGGUGUUAUGCUUGCCUUCAUUGCUGCUUCAAAGUCUGGGAGUAAGCUUCCUUGCCGUACCAAAUGUAGCUCCUCUUUCUAAAAACUUCGUCCAAGUUUGCAUCUUUUCUACUAGCAUAAACUAUUCUAAUUGUUUUUCUAUUUCUGUCAAUAUAUUUUUGGAUUGCCCGCUAGUUGAGAAGCUUGUGUCCACCUGCUCACAAGCAAACCCCAAGCAUAUAGUUGACUACCCUGGUAACAGAAGAACCCUGCUGUUAUUUCUGUUGUUUGAGACCAUUGUCCUGCUAAUUCUUGCUGGACUGGUGAGAUUCUGUUGCAUCUUCUGGAACAAAGAGAAGCUUCAGGGCCAAGGCUUGGGAAGCUUCCUUGGUAAAAGGAGGUCUCUUCAACGGAGGAAGAAAGCAUUGGAGAGGACAAUCACUGAGCUUCAGGGAAGAGCUGCUGCUGCAGAAGAAGUAACUGGCCACCAAACCAUUGAAGAGAUAGGCAACCUCUUGAGGAAGCGGGGCAAGCUGGAGAGAAAGCUCUCAACAACUUACAGCUUGGGGAGAGACGAGAGUGGAAGAAUUGCCACAAGCAGUCCCGGAACUCUGCUUCCAACGUAUAAUAAUGGCGCAGGAAGAAGUUACUCGUUUCAGAGUGCAAAGAAAGAGAAUGUCACUAUCUUUGAUGCUGCUGGGUCCCAUGACACUUCAUCAUCGUCUUCUGCAGAAGCAGAGAGAAGCAGCAGUGAGGGAGAAGAGGAAGAUUCCAGCUGGACUACCGAAGAAGAGCAACACUACUGCCAGGAGACAUCUGCCAUUAAAGAGAAAGGAAAAGGCAUAGCAGACUCAGAAGCAGCAGAAAGUUCGAGUGACGAUGGAGUGGAAGUGAUGGGGAAGUAUCAGAGGUGGUUGUCAGAGCCUGGAUCAGGCUCAACACAAGGAAGUGGCACGAAAAGCAUGUCGCUGAAGAGAAGAAAGACACCGUCCUCAUUUAGUUAAAUUUUGUACAAAAACAAAAGAUAGCUGAUAAGAGUAGGAUUCUGAUUCAAUCAUUAUGUUAAAUUAGGGAAAUUAGUGUAACUGGAGUUGGGAAAUGUGCUCAUAAUUUAUGAGUUAGUAAAUUCUGCAUGAUUUGACUCACAGAAAAGCAAGAAUUGUAUGUAUCCGAGGGUGAACUACAUUGUGCUUAAAUCGCGGUUCAAUAGUUUCA
This is a messenger RNA of Linum tenue, 2809 nucleotides long. The record is from the annotation of a GenBank genome assembly. Lineage: Eukaryota; Viridiplantae; Streptophyta; Magnoliopsida; Malpighiales; Linaceae.